GCUUAAUUACUUAUCCAGAGCGCACCGUUGUAACAGAGUGCGGUCGACAGGGGCGGCAGAGGAAGAGACCGAUGGCGAGUGGGUGCGCGGUGUCGGUCGCCGGCGGCUCCAAGUGGUUGCUCCAAUUCAAGAACCAGGAUGCUCGCGAAGGCCUCGCCAUUAGCCGCUUGCCGCCUCUUCGUCCGUCGACAGGCCUUCCUCCCUCCCUACUCCUCCGCCUCGCGAGAACCCCAGACCGCUGCCGCCUCUUCACUGUCGCCGCCCAAGAUUCCAACCCUCGGCAGCAGCAGCAGCAAGAGCUCGACGUUUCCGUCCUCCGCUUCACUUUUGGGAUUCCGGGUCUUGAUGAGUCCUACCUUCCGAGGUACAUUGGAAUCGCCUUCGGAUUCCUAAUCAUACUCAACCACGUCUUUUCCGCCUCCCCUGCUACUCCCGCUCAGCUGAGGACCGAGGCUCUUGGGAUGUGUUUGGCCGCCUUCUCGACCGCCCUCCCUUAUCUUGGAAGGUUUCUUGAGGGUGCAAAUGCAACAGAUCGGGCAUCAAUACCAGAAGAAAAUAAGCAAAUAUUCUUCAUGUCAAAUGACAUCCUAGAUACUCAGAAGGGAGAUCUGGCUUGGGCAUCGUAUGCUCUUUUACGCAACACGAACAGCAUGUCAGUGAUUAUAGCAGUUAAUGAUGUAAUAUGCGUACGUGGCUACUGGAAUACACCUGAAGAUAAAGAUGCUUCAAAAGAUCAUCUACUGAAUUGGUUCAAUAGUCAGAUUCAGAAGACUGGGUUUUUUGACCUCAAAGACAUGUUAUACUUUCCUCAAUGCUCAGCUACAGAAUCUGAACUUGGGACUCUACUACCUAAAGGAACUCUGUCAGCGCUAAUACAACCAGUGAUCAGAACCUCUGAUCCAGUUGUUAAUUUUGCAAUGAAGAAUGAAGGAUUUAUCCUGCUGGCAUCCAGUGUCAAAUAUGCAUAUUCUGAAAAAGAUAGAGCUUGGAUCAGAGCAGUUGCUAAUAAAUUUUUGCAUAAAAUUUCCAAGGAUUUGUAACAUCUCAACGAGAUGUAUGGGAGGUUGUAAAAGAUGGUUUUGUUGAACCAAGUGCGGAGGGAGAAGCAUGAAUGGGUAAUGAAGCAACGAAACAACUUAACGAUCAAAGAAAGAGGGAGAAGAAGGCCUUGUUCACAAGUUACCAAGGCCUUGAUGAAGCAAUGUUCGAGAUUAUUGCUCCAUCGAGGACAUCAAAGGAGGCAUGGGAUACUUUACAAAGAGCAUUUGGUGGUAUGGUCAAAGUGAAAAAAAGAUCUACCUACAAGCUUUAAGAGAUGAAUUUGAAAAACUACAACAAGGUACCUCUAUAUCAAUCUCCGAUUACUUCUCCAAAGUUAUUUUUAUUAUUAACCAAAUGAGAAGUAAUGGUGAAUAAUUAAAUGACUAAAGAGUAAUGGAGAAAAUUUUAACAUAUUUAGAUCUGAAGUUUGAUUUUGUUGCCGUAGCAAUUGAAGAAUCCAAAAACCUAGAACAAAUGUCAUUGGAACAACUAAUGGGUUAUCUUCAAGCAAAGGAACAAAGGCUUACAAGAAAAGGAGAAGAUAAGUCAUUAGAGCAAGCUCUACAAACUAAACUUGCUCUUGAGAACAAAGGAGAACCAAAGUCUCAAAGAGGUAGAGGUUAUGGGCAAUGAGGAAGAGGAAGAGGUCAACCUACCUAAGAAGCACAAAACAACCAAAGUGAAUGAGACAACAUAGGCUAAAGAGGUCGAGGUCGAGGCCGUGGACGAGGGAAAUUGGAGGUAUGACAAAAUGCUAUUAUAAUCCCAACAAUGCAAGUUAGAAUGCAAAUUUUGCAAAUACAAAAGAAAAAAAUGACAAUCUUGUUUUACUGAUGGCUAAUGAUGAUAUAAAAGAUAGCCAAUCUAUGACAUGGUAUCUAGACACAGAUGCUUCCAAUCAUAUGAGCGGCUAUAGCGAACUAUUUGCUGAAACUAAUGCAAAUUACUUUAGCAACUUUUGAUGAUUUGUCACCUGUAAGAGACAAAGAUAAUUUUUUUUCUUGAGCUCAAUAAUGGGAAGCAAGUAUGGAUUUCAAGUGUUUACUAUGAUCUUGAUAUUUGAAUAAUAUUUGAAUAAUAUUUUAAGCUUGAUUCAAUUGCUUGAAAAAUGAUAUGAUAUUAAAAUGAAAGAUUUAUUUCUUUUAAUUCGUGACAAAAACAAGACCAAUCUCUUGUAUGAAAAUGACUAAGAACAGGAUAUUUAUUCCAAGGAUUGA
Molecule: messenger RNA, 2258 nt
Organism: Musa acuminata AAA Group (dessert banana)
Lineage: Eukaryota; Viridiplantae; Streptophyta; Magnoliopsida; Zingiberales; Musaceae
Product: protein COFACTOR ASSEMBLY OF COMPLEX C SUBUNIT B CCB2, chloroplastic
Exons: 7
Coding region: 72-1040 (322 amino acids)
Biological process (GO): cytochrome b6f complex assembly
Source: RefSeq, a predicted model, not a curated record